AUGGCGAGGUGGCGGCCGGCGGCGCUGCUGGUAGUGGCGCUGGCGGCGGUUCUGUCGGCGGCGCGGCGGGCGGAUGCGCUCUCGGUGACGGUGACCGACACCGAGUGCAUCCACGAGUUCGUGCCCUACGAGGGUGACACCGUGUCCGGGAACUUCGUCGUUGUCGACCACGACAUCUUCUGGAGUUCCGACCACCCAGGCAUCGACCUCACGGUAACGUCACCAGGUGGAAACACUGUACACACAUUGAAGGGAAAAUCUGGUGACAAAUUUGAGUUUAAAGCUCCGAGGGGUGGCAUGUACAAGUUCUGCUUCCAUAACCCAUAUGGAGCACCUGAGACUGUUUCUUUCUACAUUCAUGUUGGGCACAUACCCAAUGAGCACAAUCUGGCGAAAGAUGAGCACUUGGACCCUAUCAACGUUAAAAUCGCGGAGCUGAAGGAAGCAUUAGAAUCCGUCACCGCCGAGCAGAAGUACCUAAAAGCACGCGAAGCUCGUCACCGACACACUAAUGAGAGCACCAGAAAGCGUGUCAUGUUCUAUACAAUGGCGGAGUACAUAGCUUUCAUGGCUGCUAGCGCGUUGCAAGUCCUCUACAUCCGUCGCUUGUUCAGUAAAAAUGUGGGAUACAACAGAGUCUAG
Miscanthus lutarioriparius is the source of this 642-nucleotide messenger RNA. Lineage: Eukaryota; Viridiplantae; Streptophyta; Magnoliopsida; Poales; Poaceae. The record is from the annotation of a GenBank genome assembly.